GUGACGUCAGUGCGCAGCGCUUCCGGGAGCGGGGCGGGCGGUGGAGAAGCGGUGUUCUGCCUUCGGCCGCCGCCGCCAUUUUGUUGGUGCGCGCAGGGCGGACGCAGGUCUCGUUUGCCUUUUUUCUCAGCUCUGUGCAUGUACCUGUUUGAACACCGAAUUCCUGCAUAUAACGUCCAGCAACAGAAGUUGGAGCAGAUGCGUCAUUCAAAACAAAGCCACUGCCCUGAGUGGGAUGACAGGAGGAGCUGGGAUCAGAGAAAGCACAGCAGCAGCCGUAAGCGCAGGAAACGGUCCCACAGCAGUGGACAGGAAAGCAAGCACUAUAAACCAAAUCAUGUUUCAGAAAGUCAUUAUUUGGACGAUAGAGCCAUAAAUGAAAGAGACCAUCAUGACCGGAGAUAUGUUGAGGAGUACAGAAAUGACUUCUGUGAAGUAUAUGACCACAGGCAUUAUCAGAGAGACUAUGAAAAGAGUCACCAUCAUCACUAUAGCAAAUCCUCUGGUCGGAGCAGGAAAAGUAGUCAUAAAAGGAAGCAUAAGAGACAUCAUUGCUCCAGUCACCAAUCACAUUCGAAGAGUCACCGAAGGAAAAGAUCCAGGAGUGUAGAGGAUGAUGAGGAGGGUCACCUGAUCUGUGAAAGUGGAGACGUUCUAAGAGCAAGAUAUGAAAUUGUUGCGACUUUAGGAGAAGGCGCUUUUGGAAAAGUGGUGGAGUGCAUAGAUCAUGAUAUGAGAGGAAUGCACGUAGCUGUUAAAAUAGUGAAAAAUGUUGGUAGAUACCGAGAGGCAGCCCGCUCAGAAAUACAGGUGUUGGAACACUUGAACACCAUGGAUCCCAGCAGCACUUUCCGCUGUGUCCAAAUGCUGGAAUGGUUUGAUCAUCAUGGCCACGUUUGCAUUGUUUUUGAGCUGCUUGGACUUAGCACCUAUGAUUUCAUUAAGGAAAACAGCUUUCUGCCAUUUCAUAUUAAUGACAUUAGAAAUAUGGCUUAUCAAAUCUGCCAAUCUAUAAACUUUUUACAUCAUAAUAAAUUAACUCAUACAGAUUUAAAGCCUGAAAAUAUUCUGUUUGUGGAGUCUGAUUACAUAGUGAAGUACAACGCAAAAAUGAAGCGAGAUGAACGCACCUUAAAGAACACAGACAUAAAAGUGGUUGAUUUUGGAAGCGCAACUUUUGAUGAUGAACAUCACAGCACUCUGGUGUCCACGAGACAUUACAGGGCUCCUGAGGUCAUCUUAGCACUGGGAUGGUCGCAACCCUGUGAUGUUUGGAGUAUUGGCUGCAUUCUAAUCGAGUAUUACCUGGGAUUUACAGUGUUUCAGACACAUGAUAGUAAAGAACACUUGGCAAUGAUGGAAAGAAUACUGGGGCCUCUGCCAGCUCACAUGAUCAAGAAAUCCAGAAAGCACUAUUUUCACCAUAACCAGUUGGACUGGGAUGAACACAGUUCUGCAGGCCGGUACGUCAGGCGGCGCUGUAAGCCUUUAAAGGAGUUCAUGCAUUGCCAAGACACAGAUCAUCAAAGUCUGUUUGACCUCGUUCGCAGGAUGCUGGAGUAUGAUCCAGCCAAAAGAAUUACUCUCGAUGAAGCCUUGCAGCAUCCUUUUUUUGACCCAUUAAAAAAAUAAAUGAAUUCAAAUGUCUUUUAUGCUUCUCCAAGGAGAUUUCCUAGACUGUGUCAGUCAACAAAGGUUGCAUGAAACUUUUGUAAACUUUUAAGUUAUUUUGUACAGUUAAGUCUGUAAAUACUUUUGUUUUGUAAACUGUCAUGUUUAUCUUGUUGAGCAGUUGUAGUCUUGAUUAUGGAUAUCGAAGUGAAAAAUAAAAGUAAUUUUCAUUUUUGAA
Molecule: messenger RNA, 1849 nt
Organism: Lagopus muta (rock ptarmigan)
Lineage: Eukaryota; Metazoa; Chordata; Aves; Galliformes; Phasianidae
Gene: CLK4
Product: CDC like kinase 4
Exons: 14
Coding region: 139-1632 (497 amino acids)
Biological process (GO): regulation of RNA splicing; protein phosphorylation
Cellular component (GO): nucleus
Molecular function (GO): protein tyrosine kinase activity; ATP binding
Source: RefSeq, a predicted model, not a curated record